AUGUUUUCUAAAGUUCUAAGAUACGUACGGUUUCCAGCAUAUGGACUAGCAAUCGCAGGACCUAUAGACACUGUAAUUGAUCAAGAUGUCAUUGAUCCAGAGAUUAAAACGUCCAAAAGUUUCGAAAGAUAUAAGGAAAUAGACACAGAAACUGGAAUAGACAGAUUAAAGAUGAUGUUUCAAUUAGACGAGUAUGACAGCAUAUCACCGGAGUUGCAUUCAAUCUAUAAUGCUGGAUUCUUAGGCUUAUUUACGGGAAUGUGCUAUGGAGGAUUUCUCGGCUCUAAAAAUGCAUAUAUGAAUUUUAUGGAGAGGAAUCAAGCGACAGCAUUUGCAUCUCAUAUAGACGCUAAAAAGAAGAUCCAGGAAUCAGUUGUUAUGAGUUUCUUUAAAGGUGGCUGGAAGUUUGGAUGGAGGAUGGGCGUUUUUGCUACAAUGUAUGUCGGUAUAUCCACAACUAUAUCCGUUUAUAGAAAUAAAUUCACAAUCUUUGAGUAUAUAGUCGGUGGAAUGACAACUGGAGCUCUAUAUAAAUGGAAGAUGGGUCCAAAAGGAAUGACUGCAGGAGCAGCAGUUGGUGGUGGUUUAGGCUUAGUUGCAGGAGGACUUUCUAUUGGACUGUUAAAAAUGUCGGGAACAACAAUGGAGGAAGUAAGAUACUGGCAAUAUAAAUGGAAAAAUGAACGUACGAAUGCAUAUAAAGAAGGAUUUCACAUGCAGCUUGAAGGAACCGAAUUAUCAUUCAAACAUAAAAUGCUAGAUGAGCAUGACUUGAAAGUGGGCACAACAAAAGUGAAUCUAGCUGACUUUGAGAAAGAGACGGAGGAACCAAAGGAGCCAGAGUCAAAAGAUCCAAAAAUAGAAGUGAAAGUAGCCAAAAUAGAAUAA
Molecule: messenger RNA, 888 nt
Organism: Chironomus riparius
Lineage: Eukaryota; Metazoa; Arthropoda; Insecta; Diptera; Chironomidae
Source: the annotation of a GenBank genome assembly